AUGGCGCUGUGGAAUGGCUCGACGCCAUGCGACGACGCCGCGUGCUUGUCGGCGCUGUGCGUCUCGCGUGCGACUGGUGUCAACUGGACAUCUCUCUGCGCCGUGGCGCACAGCGGCACGUGGGCUUGCUGCGGCCAUACAAGAUACAAUCACGUGUUCCCGAUCGCGCUCUGGCUGAGCUUUGGAUGUGUUACGGUCUGGUGCCACUUGCGCACGGGCCUCUUUGGCGACCUCGUACUUGGCGUCCAUACACUCCACGACAUUCGAACACAAGCGCUUGGAGUCGUUGUGGCGCGCCAGAAACGUGUCAUUUUUGGCAAAGUGCGUCGGGACCCGCGCCGCGUUCUCCUCCUCAUCUCCAUGGCGUACGAGGUCGUGGGCUUUAGCUACAUUCCUGGCCAGCUCCUUUUGUAUCAAUUCUUCAACAGCGGGGCGUUCGUGGGCCAAUUCUCUGGCGAGCUGCAGUGGGCCAAGUGCAUUCUGGGAACGACACUGUUCGUGGUGCUCGAAGUAUGGCCGCCGCGCUGCUGGCCGCGGUCGUGGACCAGCGCCCGGGAUAAGCUCCUUGCACCACUGCUCUACGAUCUAUGUUACACAACAGUGCUGUACGGUGUCGUCGAUGUCGGUGGCUGUUGGAACGGCGCCGACGACAUCCUACUACCGGACGGCACGAAUUGCGCCGACGCCUCUCGGUUUUGGCUCUUUCCGACGUUUGGCACCCUGCUUUUUAUCGCCUUUUACUACGGCACGCUCGAGUACAAGCGGCGGCUCAGCGAUGAUAUCUUCUCCGUUCAGUUCCGCUACCAUGCGUCGUUCAACGGUGUCAUGAUCGUCGUGCGCACCGCGGGGGUCCUCGGUUUUUACGCCGUCGAGAAAGGACUGCUCGAGCUCGAUGCGCUCGUCGUGUCGGUCAGCGUCAGUAUCGUGCACGUGUUCUUCUUUGCCACGUUGCUCUACUACAACUACACCCAUCAGCCUGUAACCCACGCGAUCCUAAAUCUCUCGUUCGCGAGCGCUUGCUACUCGGGCGCGCUCUUGCUUGUCGUCUCGGCCAUGCAGCUGAGUGCGGGCCGGCACGCGUGGACAGCAUACGAAACCAUUCUCGCAAGCGUCGCGACCAUCUUGUAUGCGCCGCUGGCUCUUCUCGUGUGGCGCUGGAACCGCGCCGCUGCGCUGCGCUAUCAAGUGCCCAACGCACCACUUUUGGAAUUGCUGCGACACGGCAACCUCCGCGUGCGCGCCGUCGCCGCCGUCAGCAUGGUCCUCGAAGACGUCGUUCUCGACCCGGUGGAAAUUCGUGCUCAAAUACUCGCGUUGCAUGCGACGUUGCAAGCUGCGCCCCACGCCGAGGACGGGUGCGUCGCAGCGUACUCAUGUCAAGCGCUAUGGCACUUGUGGCGCCAUCGGUUCGAGCGCAACAAGCCUUUUCUCGAGACGCCGAAACGACCGACGGCGUGCUGGAAGUUUGGGUGCUGGGCGCACAGCCGCGAGUCGGGCCCAAACUUGGCUCUUCUCGAGCCAACGCCGCACGCCUUGGCGUCCGCCGCCACGUCCCGAAUGUCUACGCGUCGAAGCUCCAACGUCCGCGUCGCGCGGUUUUCCAUCGUGGGCUCGCGAGGCAUAAGUCUCGGGCGCCUCGCCGAGCAGCAGACGUGUCGCAACGGCAUCAUGAGUAUUUUCGCACCCGUUGCCUUUGACGCAGGCAUGCACCGGUGUGCAACCCACGCAAUCGAUACGCUCACGUCACUCGUCCGGAGCCGGUACGCCAAAGCGCGCUUCAUCGCUGCCAAGGUUCUUCUCGAAAUGUACAAGUGCCGCGUGCUCCAGCUGACGAGAGACUCGGUCGCGUUCGUCGCCAUCACGCGGCUCGUGUCGUCGCCUCGCCUCGCGGAUGCCGACGCUGCGGCCGAGACGCUGCGACGGCUCAUGAACGAAGGCGACGGCGCUGAGCGCAAGCGGCUUUUGCUGGUGGCGUUCACCGACCACCUCAACGUGCUGCACGUGACACAAGCCAUGGCCACGACUGAAUGGGAUAUUGAAAUCAGCGUCAUGCUGCUGCAGCUACUCACCGAUGCACUCACGCUGUGCAUGGUCCACGACACACCAAGCUCCGAUAUUGUUGUGCCGCCGCCCGACCGGUUCCUCAGCAAGGCCGCGGUCGAGUACCUCGUCCAGCUACAAAGUUGCUGGAAAGAGCACCGCGUGUUCGGCAUGGUCGAUAAUGUCCUCGUUCUCAUGCGGCAGUGCUGCGAGCAUCAUGCGAUGAAACGCCAGUCGGCCUCCAGCGCUGUGCUGCCGGAACCGUGCGAAAACACUCUCAUGGGGACGCGCGAGUACAACGCUGUGCUUGAGCGCCACCGCACGCGCGUAAGCGUGCUCACAUCCGUCCAGUGGGUCCUCGCAGAAGGGUAUCCGAGCCAGAUGCGGCUUAACGAGCUCUCGCCCAAUACGCGGCUCGCCCUCGAGGGUGUCGCGUCGCUCAUCGCGUUGGGCGAUAACGACCUCGUGGCCUACUUGGAGAGCAACCUCUCCGAGCCGCAGCGAUGGUACCUCGGGGGCCUCCUCGGGUCGGUUGUCUAUCAAACGCAUGACGACAAACCUCCAUCAUAA
Saprolegnia parasitica CBS 223.65 is the source of this 2610-nucleotide messenger RNA. RefSeq lists its product as hypothetical. The coding region runs from base 1 to 2610 and encodes 869 amino acids. Lineage: Eukaryota; Oomycota; Saprolegniomycetes; Saprolegniales; Saprolegniaceae. The record is from RefSeq and is a predicted model, not a curated record. The transcript has 5 exons.